GUGCGCGCGCCUGUCAGUAAAGUUGUGUCGUUGUGAAGGCGCAGGCAAGAUGGAGGUGGUUUGGUGCAGUGGCUGAGAAGUGGGCAGGGGCUGCAGCAGGGGUUUUUCUGUUUUUUCCUUUAACCGCGUUCUCUUUAGAUGCUGCCAGGAGUAGAAUGGAGGCGGGACAGCUUACGGAGGGGCCCUUGGAGGGUAAAGAGAUCCGCAUCAUCGGGACGGAGCUGGUGGAGAACUACACGGUAUAUAUCAUAGAAGUGAAAGUUGGGAACCACCAAUGGACAGUUAAACACCGCUACAGUGAUUUUCAUGAACUGCAUGAAAAGCUGACUGCAGGAAAAAAGAUAGAUAAGAAUUUGCUUCCACCAAAGAAGAUUAUUGGCAAAAAUUCCAAGACAUUUGUAGAAAAAAGGCAGAAAGAAUUAGAAGUUUAUUUGCAAACCCUUCUAACAAAGUUCCCUUUGGCUGCCCCAAAAGUCAUGUCACACUUUCUGCAUUUUGAUCUAUAUGAGAUAAAUGGUAUUACUGCUGCCCUUGCUGAGCAACUGUUUCACAAAGGUGAACAGUUGCUUUUGGCAGGUGAAGUAUUCUGUCUGAGACCAUUACAAUUGUAUGCAAUCACUCAACAACUGAGACUGGCCAGUCCCACCUGUGCUAGUGGAGAUGCCAAGACUGAUCUUGGACACGUCCUGGACUUUGCUUGUAGACUUAAAUAUUUGAAGAUAACAGGCACUAGAGGUUCUGUGGGUAAUAGCAAUAUUCAGGAACAUCUUCUUAAAUUUGAUUUGUCGAUUUUCAAGUCUGUUCUUCAGAUUGAGAUAAGUAAUUGUGAUGCUGAACAAAUUAUUGGACUUCCUUCUCUGAAGCACUCAUUAGCUACCAUGACUGUGUCUUUUUCAACUGCUUCAAUGAAGGAUAUUCUUGUGCCAGAAGCUUCUGAAUUUGAACAGUGGGAAGUAGAGGGGAUGGCAUCUGAACGUCCAGUUGCUGCUAUUAUCCCACGAUGGAAUAUGCUGACCACACUUGAUAUGAGUCAUAACCAAAUAUCAAAUAUUGAUGAAUCUGUGAGACUCAUACCGAGAGUGGAAUUUCUGGAUCUAAGUUACAAUGAAAUAACAGUUAUGGAGAAUUUACAGCAUCUUUAUAAUCUCAUUCAUUUGGAUUUAUCAUUCAACAAGCUCACCUUAUUGCAAGGUGUUCAUACAAAACUUGGGAACAUCAAAACUUUGAACUUGACAGGAAAUCAAUUGGAAAGUCUGUCUGGUCUGAACAAACUUUACUCAUUAGUUAACUUGGAUCUUGGCGACAAUAAAAUAUCACAGAUAGAAGAAAUUAAGAACAUUGGGAGUUUGCCCUGCCUUGAGAAGGUCUUUCUAAGUAACAACCCUUUGAGCAUCAUUCCUGAUUACAGAACAAAGGUUCUCGCACAAUUUGGCGAUCGUGCUUCAGAGGUCUGCCUGGAUAAUACUGUUACAACAGGAAAAGAACUUGAUACAGUUGAGGUGCUGAAGGCAAUUCAGAAAGCCAGAGAAGCAAAAGAUCGAAUGAAUAGUACAGAUAAAAAAAUCAGUGAGGAAACAAGACUUGCUGCUAAAGGGUCCAAACCCAACUACUCUUCCUGUGUUGCUUGUUCUCCUUCUCCUCUGCUACACCAUGCUGCCAGCUCCAGCCAAGAAAUAAAUACUAAAUCAGCCCUAAUCAUCAAUCUACAUCAAAGUGAGAGUUUGACUCCUAUGGCUUCCACAAUUACCCCAGGAGCCUCUGACACAGCCAUUUUAAAUGGAAGCAAGAGCAAGGUUGCAAAUCCGGAGCUAAAACCCAUGAAUAAAUCACUUGAAGACUCUGACUGUCCACAAACAAGAUUUGGAUCAGCAGAUGCACCUACUCAAGCUGAUGUGCUGAAAUCACUACGUGAUCCCGAAGUAACUCUUGUGCUGCCAUUUUCAUGUAUGUCAUACAAUAUCACCAAUCUUGACUUUGCUGCCCAUUUGUCUGGAAUAAUUAAUCAAGCUCUAUUGAAAGCGCAUACCACUGAGACUUUAUUUGGCUGUCAAGGAAACCCUGUUAAUUAUCCUGAGGUCUUCGGUAACGAAGCUGGAUAUUUUGAAAUGGGUCCAGAUCAAGGUGAUUGUAUUUUGGGAUGUAGUUCAAACAUUGAUCUAUCCAGUAUUUCUGCAAACCAAGAAGCUGAGAUAUUAAAGGUACUGUGGGCUCUUUGUAUACAGGCAAACAAGAGAUUAAGAUUGUUUAUAUCUUGCAUUGUACUGAUUGACAGUGCUGUAGCUAUAUUUCAGAUUCCUCACUGCGAACCCCUGGGAAAUGUGCAAAAUGUUAUUUCUCAAAUGCAGCUUGUUCUUUGUCUUCCCUAUUCAGAAAUUUUGGAAGUGUUCUUUGAAGUGCCAGAAAUGUGCCUUUCAAUGAAAAUUAAAACACAUGGCUGUUUCUUCUUUAUAUCUGAUUCUCAGAGUCUUAAAGACUUCAAUUUCUGUUUGAAGGCUGUGUUGAAUAAAUCUACUUCAAGUUUGACUAGACUUGAUUAUGAAGAGCCUCUUAUGGAAGACUUCAUUGUUCAGCUUUUACAGCAUCAGCAGCUUGCACUAAGUGACACUGGCAUUAAAGGUAGUUUUGCAGCAUAUAUUUUGAUCAGCGACAACCCCAAACCAUGGGGUUGGGCAGAGGAGACGAAUCCUUGUGUUUCACAUACUGAAGUGGUCAGUGGUUUAGAAUUAAAGAACAAAAAUACUCUGCACUCUGAAGUUUUUUCGGAAGUUCUUCCAGGGAGAGAAGAAAAUUCCAAACCUGUAUGUGUACCUUGUCUUAUGAUUUUGACAGCCCAACAUCUUUAUUUCAUAAAGAUAGAUUUCUACAAAGCAGCAAAAAAGUGUCUUCAUCCGGAAGAGAAUGCAGAAUGUCCAUUUAAGUUGAACAGAAUUUCAUUAGCUACGUUGCUUUUAAAUCCAAAGCAUGGAUCCCAUACUGUUGAAACAGUGGCAUUUUGGGAUGGUCAUGUCCUUGAAUUCUUGAUUGGAUAUCAACUUGCAACGGCAGUUUUUUUGCUUCCCCAUGAGAAGUUCCAUUUUCUACGAAUGUUUAAUCAACUGAGAGCAAGCUUUCAGGGUGUCAAAUCUGUUGUAGUGUACAGAACUUGUCCGGAUCACUGCUACGUGACGAGGCAUUCCACGGAUACAACUGAUCACUCUCCUGAACCUAAAAGUAACCAGCCAAAGUUGAAAUCGGACUUGGGUCUUUCUCUACAGUAUCCUUCUGAGACGUUGCUGCAAAAAUUAACUGAAGAGAAUCGGCGUCCCUUUCAUCUUUCUGCCUCCCCAUCUCUCCAUUACCUAGCAGGUUUGAAAGGAAGAGCUAUUGUGGAUUGUUUUCACAACAGUAUGGCUGAGGUUGAGAAUGAAGAGCUACGGUAUCUAAUUUGGUCUUCAGUUAUAUUUUACAAAAGCUCGGAGCUUGAAGUUACUGCCUGCAUAAUGCUCUCUACCAAAGCAUUGUAUUUCGUGUUGGAUGAUAGCAUCAUUAAGCUUGCUGAUCAAACUGGAUAUUGGAAUGAAAAGCCAUCUUCAAAUUCUGAGCAGAGUGGUUUGCUCUUAUCGUUCUGCUUUGUCCUGAAGUUAAAUGAUCUGCACUCCAUACACUUGGGCCUUUUUGAUCAAUACUUCCGCAUCACUGGUCCAUCUGCUGAACACACAAUUGCUUGCCUGACCAGGGACAGUUAUACAACACAUACAUUUGUACAGCAAUUAAUGGCUGUAUUAUCUUUGUUGGAACGAACACCUUCGCCGGAGCCAGUAGAGCUCGACUUUUAUACAGAAUUUGGAAAGAAAAGUACAGGUCAAAUGGAAAAUUAUGAAAUUGUCCACUCCAGUCGAGUGAAAUUCAUUUAUCCCAGUGAAGAGGAGGUUGGUGAUCUGACAUUUAUGAUAGCAGAAAAUGUUCAAGAUCUAAAUAAUCUCCGAACAUCUAACAUCCUCUUGUAUGUUUUGGCAUUUCAAGUAGAGUCUUUGGAGAAUUCUUUAUAUUCUUGCAAGUGUUCUUUGCAGCCUAAAACGUUAAUUUUGACAAGCUAUGAUAUGCUUCUGUUCGAAGAAGAUUAUGUUAGUUAUCCAUUACCCGAAUUUGCAAAAGAACCACCAAAGCGGGACAAAUACCAAUUAACUGAUGUUAGAAGAAUUCGCGACCUGGAUCGAGUGCUCAUGGGUUACCAGACCUAUCCACAGGCCAUCACUUUUGUGUUCGAUGAUGUACAGAAUCGGGAUCUCUUAAGUAAUAUGAUGCUUGACCAUUUUGAACAUCCACUUAAUACCUGUUCUGCAGAUAGAAGAAGUUACUGCAGCAUCAGCAAUGAAGUCCAGUGGUGUCUCUUUGUAGCCAGUCCUGAAAGUCGUGAAAAGCUGAUUGCAUUGCUUGCUAGGCAGUGGGAAAUUCUUUGUAGCAGAGAACUACCCGUUGAACUUACAGGCUAAAAGUUGUUGCCAAGAGUGUCCAACAAACCAUAAACAUUAUACUGAUCAUGAAUAAUUAAAUGUACAGCACUCUUGGGGAAUUUGUAAAUACCAUGGGAGUCAGACAAGUUGUUCCUUUGAUGUCUAGGGCUUUUAGAGUUUAUUUUUUAACAUGUAAAAUAAUAUGUGUAACAUAAACUGAUGCAUCCUGCUACAUUGUGCAAUGUAAACUCUACAUAAAAGGUCACUAUUGCAUGUUACGCUUGAAUGUUUUGAAAUAUAAAAUAUAAUGUUUGUAUCUAAUGGACAGCUCUCUAAUCUGCUGCUAUGAUUUGAAAUAAAGUUGUUGGUCUUAAAUAGUUUUUAAACAAAGAGUAACCUUAAGCUUACUGUAUUUUAAUAUUAUUACAUAGUAUUGCAGAAUAUUAAAAAAAACUGUUUAACAUGUUUAGCUUGAUCUGUUCCACUUAGUAUUCAGUAUAAUAUGGUAAGUUGGAUCAAUGCCAGCUAGUUUGCUUUUGUUGCAUGUAAUAAACCAAUAGUAGUGCUGCUGAGAUGUAGAAGGGGACUGCUGACGUGUCUGUAGCUAUGGACACGAAAACUAUUUUGCCAUUAUUGUUUUAGAAAGCCAAAGUACUGCUCUGCAAUGCGAGUAUCCUGCAGAUGCUCUGCUAUGUUUUGUAGGGCUUGAUUCAAUGCAUUGGAACUGGAACUUGAUUUGUAAAGUUAAAAAUAGUUUCUGGUGGUAAUUUGCCAAACAAGGUGCCUGAAAUAUCAUUGAUUGAUGUCAUCCUAAAUGGAUAUAAAUAAUAGAACAAGAUAGCAGUUGACUAGGUUGUGCUUGUAUCUCCUGUCAUGUAGAUUAUUCCAGAUUAGUAUAUUUCAGGUCAAGAACAUGAAUUUUUCUCUCCCUUCUCCAAUACAUGUUUACUGCAGCAGCGAAAAUCGUGCAUAUGAAAACUAGCCCAAUAAAGUUGUUUUGAAAGACUAGUUUCAAAUAAUGGAAGUGAAGUUGAAUAUGCUUUAUUGUGGUCACUGAGUAAUGUAAAUGGAUGAAACUUGUCUAGCAUUAGACUUUUCAACUCACUUUAAAAUAUUGGAUAACUAUUCUGUUUCA
Messenger RNA from Hypanus sabinus (Atlantic stingray), 5568 nucleotides. It is a transcript of the gene nisch, whose product is annotated as nischarin. Gene Ontology annotation, cellular component: cytoplasm. Gene Ontology annotation, molecular function: protein kinase binding; phosphatidylinositol binding; integrin binding. NCBI's taxonomy places the organism in Eukaryota, Metazoa, Chordata, Chondrichthyes, Myliobatiformes, Dasyatidae. The record is from RefSeq and is a predicted model, not a curated record. The transcript is spliced from 21 exons. Bases 156 to 4472 code for a protein of 1438 amino acids.